CUUGGACGGACCGCCGGACCAAGAGUCGAUCGGCCGCAUGGACUUUCAGCCAUGUGCUGCAUCGCACCACUGCACUGCCUACUGCAAGCAAGUCAUCGGUGAUCAACUGGGGACUUUGAUCCGAUUGAUUCCCAUGGAAGCGGCCCCAGCAACGCAGCCCUGUGACCCAGUCGUUGCGCCCCCUUGCGCCCGGCUAGUUGCAGCGGCCUACGCAGUACUCAGCACGCAGUACGCACUCCUACUGUACAAGGAUCCUUCGUCGGCCGGUUGAUGCUCCCUGUGGUCAGCAGUCGCCCGGCCAGACUGGAUUUGUGAUUUAUGCUUUCAACCUUCAAUGCAGGCGUUGGUGUGGUUGCGUCCACCGAGCCCAUGCGAAAGCCUUACUCUGGUGCGAUGUGAUGGGUUGUGCACACUUUCGCCUCGUUUUGGGGGCUCCGGGAGACAUCCGGUGCAAUCGGGUUGCCGUCUUGAUGGAUUUGCUUUUUUCUUUUUUUCACAACUGUUUAUUCUAAUGCAUCCGGGCAGCUCGUACAAUGUGCUGCCUAGCCGUCCCGUGUCUGCCGCCAUCGCAAGCCUUGUUGUCUCACCUGCGGGCGCUGCCGCUCUGCUGACCUCUGUCCUCCCACAUUGACAACGCGAAUCCGAUGCUCUGUGUCUGUGUCAUGUUUAUUCUGCCUGCCUGUCUCACAUCGCACGUCCCGAUCCGCGACAAUCAGUCAAGAAAGGCCCCGGCUGAAGUCGUAUUAACAGUGCCAAUCGGGUGGGCUGUGCUUGUACUUUGGGGUUGCACACGGACGAGGUUCCCCCGGAUCGACACUUAUCGUUUCAACCUGUUUUACCCUCUCAAAGAGUCACGGUGUCGGCUUGAAAGUGCAACUAUGAUAAAUCUCGGCAGUGCCAAGUUGCGUAGUCUUGCCGCUUAUCCACAUACUCAAUAAUGCCAAGGCAAAGUGUUGAAAGACA
This is a messenger RNA of Ilyonectria robusta, 963 nucleotides long. RefSeq lists its product as uncharacterized. Bases 335 to 631 code for a protein of 98 amino acids. The record is from RefSeq and is a predicted model, not a curated record. Lineage: Eukaryota; Fungi; Ascomycota; Sordariomycetes; Hypocreales; Nectriaceae. The transcript has a single exon.